Molecule: messenger RNA, 590 nt
Organism: Medicago truncatula (barrel medic)
Lineage: Eukaryota; Viridiplantae; Streptophyta; Magnoliopsida; Fabales; Fabaceae
Product: methyl-CpG-binding domain-containing protein 2
Exons: 1
Coding region: 33-590 (185 amino acids)
Molecular function (GO): zinc ion binding
Source: RefSeq, a predicted model, not a curated record
UGUAUCAGGUGUUAGAUUUUAAGGAAAAUCAAAUGCAUCGUGCUAACUUUUGGCUUACACCAAAGAAUCAAAACAAGGACCAAAAAGCUUCAUCUUUUCUCAAUAAUGAAGUAGCAAGUCUUCUGGAUUCCAUAUCUGUUUCGUCUUCGUCUUCGUCUUCCUCUUCAUCUUCUUCUUGGGAUGAAUAUAAGCCUGUGAUAAAUAAAGACAACACAAGUCAACUUGCCCCUGAUCCACUUUUGCUUAAACCUAUGCUGUGUUGGCAAAGAAAACCUCCAAGUCCAGCUCCUAGACUUUUGCCAGAAGUUAUUGCUUUCACUGUUCAAUGUGCUUCUUGUUAUAAAUGGAGGUUGGUUCCGACAAAGGAAAAAUAUGAAGAAAUACGUGAAUAUAUCCUUCAAAAUCCUUUUGUUUGUGAAAAAGCUCGUGAGUGGCGACCCUAUCUAUCUUGUAAUGUUCCGGAGGAUGUUUCUCAGGAUAACAAUUUGAUCUGGGCUAUUGACAAGGCAGACAUUCCACAAACUCCACAUGGAUGGCAACGACUGCUACGAAUCAGAUCUGAAGGAAGUAGCAAAUUUGCAGAUAUGUAA